GAUGGACGGACGAAGAAAUUAGAAACCAACAUUGAAGUCUAAUUCAAUAUAUUUGAUUUUUUGAAUACUUUUAAAUCGGUUUCUGGGAAUAUAGUAUUACAUUUAAAGAUGAGUACAGUUAAUAAAACAGUUCGGAAGAAGAAACAAAAGUUUAACAAAAAACCCGAUUCCCACAAAACAAAUGUUGAUGUUAAUGAUGAUGGAGAAAAACAAGACUCAGAUUCUGGCAAUGCCACGGCUUCUACAACACUUACAAUAACCUAUCCAAGUCCUGUCGACUUGAUGACUUCCAAAGAUUUCCAAUUCGAUGUCAAGGCUCACGUUGAAAUGAUACAUCAACAUUUGAAAGACAAAGUUCGAGUGCUGAAGUACAAAGAAGCCAUUCUACUUAAUCGACAUUUGUUUAAGGGAAAAAUUGUUCUGGACAUUAAUUGUGGCAUAGGCAUAUAUUCAAUGUUUGCCGCCAAAGCUGGUGCUGCUAAAGUCUAUGCUGUAGAACGUUCCAAUGUGGUGUAUUAUGCGGAGAAAAUUGUGUCGGCUAAUGGAUAUGAUGAUGUUAUAGAUGUGCUGAAGGGCAACAUUCAACAAAUUGAGUUGCCUGUGAAGGAAGUGGACAUUAUCAUAAGCGAAUGGAUGGGAUAUGCAAUGCUAUUUCAGGCAACAUGUGAAGAUGUUAUUUAUGCCCGCGAUAAAUGGCUAAGAAAGCCAGGAGGCCUUAUAUUUCCAGAUCAAGCUAAAUUGUUUAUAAAUGCUGUGGAGGAUAGAAAGCAUAAGAAUGAAAAUAUCGAUUGGUGGAAAGGUGUAUACGGGUUCAACAUGCAAUGCCUAAGGGAAGUAGCAUUGAAAGAACCUCGACAUCAACUAAUCAAACCAAAACAGAUUCUCAGUAAACAGUGCCCUUUGAAAUUACUAGAUCUGAAUACUGCAACUAGAGAUGACCUGAAGUUUCGCAGUAAAUUCAUGUUGCCAAUUGAGAGGGCUGGACAAAUGGAUGGCAUUUGUUUGUAUUUUCAUGUUUACUUUACAAAAUCUCAUACACCCUUAGGAUUUAGUACGGAUCCCUGGUCACCUGGUACAAACUGGAUGCAAACAAUAUUAUUUUUGGACACAUCUCUAACAGUGCAACCGAAUUCUAUGUAUUAUGGUGGAAUAGAGAUGUUCUCUCGUAAAACUCCACCUGAUAUGUGUGAUAUGAUUAUUAAUUUAGAAAUGUUAAAAGGUGAUCCAGCAGCACCAGAUGUUGAUAUGGAAAUGAGUUGGAAUUUCAAGCCAAUAACUGCUCCCAUCGAGCCUUUGAUAACUUCAGAGGAAACCCUUGCAAAUUCCACAGCUAUCGACAAUCCCACAGCUCAAGAGUCGAAUGUUUUAGAGAAAAAUCGAAAUGUAGCAAGUUUCGAUUAUCCGUCAAAUUUAGAAACAAAUAAUCUAGAGGAUUUUACUUUUAGUCCCAUGAAUAAAUCACAGCAUUCCACAACACCUGCCUUGCAGUAUCCCAAAGGUUCACGAACCUUUACAUUAGGCGACCAAAUUUAUGUAUGCCGUAAGCAAAGACGUAACAAAAAAAAGAAUACCAAGAAAGGUUAAAGCAUUCCAUUUUGUUUUGCUAUCAAACACGACGAAUUAUUAGCUGUACAAAACUGUGAAGUGAAUUUAUAUCCUUAUAGUAUUGAAUUUUAUUUUUUAUUUAAUUUUGUACCGAAUGUCGGCACAGAGUUUGAAACUAGCGCUAAGCCAGUCAAGCUUAAAAAACUAAGCAAUGUACAAUAUUGUUAUAAUUCCACGAAAUUAUAAUCAGAAUAGGUCAACAAUACACAAUAAUAUAAUUAAGUUUUUCAAAAGCCAUACUUAAUUUAAUUUAAUAUUCUAUAAAAAUUAUAUGCCAACUUUAUGAUAAUUUUUAUAUACGAAUUAUUAAUGGAUAAUUUAUAAAAAUUAAUUAUUUA
Stomoxys calcitrans (stable fly) is the source of this 1943-nucleotide messenger RNA. RefSeq names its product protein arginine N-methyltransferase 1-B. The coding region runs from base 109 to 1584 and encodes 491 amino acids. Lineage: Eukaryota; Metazoa; Arthropoda; Insecta; Diptera; Muscidae. Gene Ontology annotation, biological process: peptidyl-arginine methylation. Gene Ontology annotation, cellular component: nucleus. Gene Ontology annotation, molecular function: protein-arginine N-methyltransferase activity. The transcript has 4 exons. The record is from RefSeq and is a predicted model, not a curated record.